AUGAAACUCUCACUUGGUACACCAUCCCACCUCUACUGGGCCACUCUCGUCACUGUUAGCGACCUCAUAUGGAUGAUGUGCUGUCCUUGUGACUCCCGCUCCGGCCAAACAACAAUGUUUGAUCCACUUCAGUCAUCCACCUACAAGAGCCAGACCUGCUCUGCAAGCUCUUGCAUGGAACUGCCCAUUCAUGGUUGCACUAUCAACCAACUUUGUGGAUUCAUAUAUUCCUAUGAAGACAAAUCCUUCAUAGAAGUGAUACUGGCCUCGGAAACGCUCUUGUUUGACAAUGGUGCUGGCACCGUCAAGCUUCCAGAAAUUGUCUCUGGUUGUGUUCAUCAGGAUGGCCCUCCUAAUCCCUCCUUGCUUGAAGUUCCUGACCUUGUUGGCCUCGGAGGUGGUCCUCUCUCACUUGUAAAUCAGAUUGGCUCUUCUAUUGAUGAUAAAUUUGCCUACUGUCUUCCUCCCAAUAGCAAUGAAAUCACGUCAGACAGCUCAAAUCCAGUAAGGACGCAGAGUUUCAGGCCAGGAAGGGUUCAAGAAAUGCCGAUGGCACCAGGUGGUCCUCAAGGCACCUUUGGACGCUGCUUAAUUGUGUUUUAUGUCAAUGGAAGAUCUGAGCGUCAUGUAGUCGAUGUUGUUAGUUUUCCAUGUACAAUAAAUGUAAUCGUGACAGCUAAAACUCCACCACUACAAGUCCCGUUGCCUACACUAUUACGGAUGAAAUGGCCAUGGUGUGUUGGUUGA
Messenger RNA from Nymphaea colorata (pocket water lily), 747 nucleotides. RefSeq names its product aspartic proteinase CDR1. The record is from RefSeq and is a predicted model, not a curated record. NCBI's taxonomy places the organism in Eukaryota, Viridiplantae, Streptophyta, Magnoliopsida, Nymphaeales, Nymphaeaceae. The transcript is spliced from 3 exons. Gene Ontology annotation, cellular component: extracellular region. Bases 1 to 747 code for a protein of 248 amino acids.